AUGGCUCCCACGCGUGCACGAACACUCGACAUCUACGAAAGAGAGAGGAACCCGUCGAUUCUGGCCACGAGUCAAGACGACUUUGACCUGCACGACGAUUGGAACGAGCUCGACAGAGGCUUUGGAUCCCGCUGGCGGAACUCGUGUCCUGACAAGAAGACGACAGGUUCAUCUACCUCUCGCUGGACCUCGCGUCUUACGUCGCUAUCGUUGAGUCUAACAGGGGCUGGCACCGCGCUGACCUCGCGGGCCAAGCAUCUCAGUAUGACCGAUUCGACUCAGCAGACCGUGAGCCGUCUUCGCAAAGCUGUGAAAGGCGCAUCGUCUCGGACAGAAGUCAUGCAGAGAGGCGCGACCAGUGCGCAUGGCCGGCCGGGCGAGGUCGAUGAUAUGGACGACCAGCCCGAGAGCGAAAGCGGCUGCACCGACGACGACAUGUACGCGAAUUUGAAGGUGCUUCAGUCACCAGUCAAGCGCGUGCACGCAGGACGAGCAAAGACAUUGACCAAAUGGAUUCGCCAUCGGUCGAGCGCAAGCAACUGA
Messenger RNA from Hyaloperonospora brassicae, 543 nucleotides. The record is from the annotation of a GenBank genome assembly. NCBI's taxonomy places the organism in Eukaryota, Oomycota, Peronosporomycetes, Peronosporales, Peronosporaceae.